CCCUUUCAAUUUACUUACUCUACCAAGCUCAUCUGUAAACAUGCUCCCGACCCCUGACACCUGUUUCAUUCCACACCCGAAAACUACAUUUAUCGACGACAACGUCGGCUACCUCAUUUGCCAGAUAUGCCAGUCUUCGAUCCUGGGCCUACACGACGCAUCAGCCAAGUACAGUGAUAGUAGCCCAGCCAUCCUCUGCUGUGGCCACAUCUUUAGCGCCGAGUGCCUCCAACUAUGGCUUAGCUACCAACAGUGCUGUCCAGUAUGUCGCAAAACGAAAUACGACGGCUGCAGUCAUCCAAUCAACUACCGAGUCCUCUUCAACGACAACAUACAUCGCAUACCAAAGACAUUCCCCGAAGCUGACAUUUGCCUGUCGUGCCAACUCAAGGCGUGGGAGGGUCAAAAGUAUCUGCAGUGGCGGAGGGAGCUCAGGCACGCCAAGAAACGACGCGAGAAACACACGACCGAUGCCGAGGCUCUCGAGACGAUGAAGACUGCCCAACAGAAACUUAAUCAACUGUCCCGCAUGAAGCACCGAAUCAGAGUUAAAGUGAUCCUUGAGGAUUAGUGGUAAGACGGGACUACCCGUUAUUCACAGAAGAACCUAUGGUCGAGGAAUCUGACUCAAAUUGACAGGGAAAGAGGAACUAAGCCUGCGGCGCGAAGAACCAUUCAAAGCGAGCCAGAGAAUGUGGAUGAGCUGCAGAGUCUGGUGCCAUGCCAAUAUCAUCCGACCUGUUGGGUCGUAGCUAAGACAAAUGAGGCAUAGGGAUCGAGCAAAGGUGGCUUUGGAAUGACCU
Messenger RNA from Pseudomassariella vexata, 803 nucleotides. RefSeq lists its product as uncharacterized. Bases 41 to 571 code for a protein of 176 amino acids. The record is from RefSeq and is a predicted model, not a curated record. The transcript has a single exon. Gene Ontology annotation, molecular function: zinc ion binding. Lineage: Eukaryota; Fungi; Ascomycota; Sordariomycetes; Amphisphaeriales; Pseudomassariaceae.